This is a messenger RNA of Aspergillus neoniger CBS 115656, 2250 nucleotides long. RefSeq lists its product as uncharacterized. The coding region runs from base 1 to 2250 and encodes 749 amino acids. The transcript is spliced from 4 exons. Gene Ontology annotation, cellular component: GPI-anchor transamidase complex. Gene Ontology annotation, biological process: attachment of GPI anchor to protein. Lineage: Eukaryota; Fungi; Ascomycota; Eurotiomycetes; Eurotiales; Aspergillaceae. The record is from RefSeq and is a predicted model, not a curated record.
AUGGCCAUCCGGGAUAUCGUCGCCAAUCCCUCGCUGCUGCCCGUGCUCGGGCUCAGCGCCGAGACUCGCGAUCAAUGCAUGAAACUGCUGGCCGUCCUCGACCCCACGGCUGAUCUGUCUGAUGACCCCCAAGAGCGUGCUCUGGCAGCCUCUCGCGAGCAGAAACAAUUGUUUGCUCUUCUGGCUCGUCUGCGGGGGCAGAACCGGGAUGCGAUCGUGCGGGUGCGCGAGACCAAGCAGUCUACUGCAGAGGCCCGCCAGGAGAUUGACCGUCUCCAUCUUCAGCUUCAGAACUUGUAUUAUGAACAGCGACAUUUGACAGGCGAGAUUGCCGCCUGCGAGUCCUACGAUCACAAAUAUCGCUCCCUCCCCUUGAUCCCUCUCGAAGAGUUUCUGGCUCUGCAUCCCGAGCACCAGCAGUCCGAUGAACACGAAUUGAUGAUCGCUCGCAUCAACCACGAACACGCAGAACGGGAGAAGCUGGAACAGGCACGACAGGAGCUGUUGAAGCGCAAGCAAGCAUUGAUUGCGGAGAACAACAAGCGCAAGGAGGACUUGGCCAGCUUGGAUCAGGAUCUGGAGCGGUUUAUUGACCAUGUGGCCAUGACGGCCAAGAAUGAUCCCCAGACGUCUCCCCAGACUGUCUCCAACCACACAAUGACUACCACAACCCCCACGCCGCGUCUGCCGCCGCCCGAGAAGCCCGAGGCCAUCCGCACCCGCUUCAAGGUCAUUGCGGCCUUCUGGGCUGUGAUCAUCUUCCUGGGCUUUCCCAUCUGGUGGAAGACCACCUCGAUCUAUCGUGCUUCCCUGCCGGUUUCGGACAUGAUUGAUUGGGCUGAUGGAAAGACCUGUCGUCCUGUCUUCCCCCUCGAGAUCCGCGUCGAGACCCCCUCCCUGCCCGACGUCGACGCUCAGAAUCUCCUCCGCUCUACGCAGCACACGCUCGACGACCUCAAUGAGUUCUCCGCGCACCACCUGCGACUGAAGCUCUCCAACGAAGACCCCGAUCAGCCCCCCGCCGCCGACGCCGCGGACACCGCAUUGACCGUCCGUCUACUGCCCCAGGACGACCUCGCCAGCCCUCGAGCAGCUCUCCACCAUGAUACCACUCAGCUCGACGUCUUCUAUCCUCCCAGCCACAUCCCGCCUCCGUCUGCAUCCAACUCGCCCCUAUCUACCUUCAUCGCAGACGAGCUCCAGCUCCUCUUCGCCGAGGAGAAGGCCAUCAUCGCCCAGGUGCUCUCCGACAACAACAUCCCCGGCGCACCCACUUCCCCGGAUCUCGCAGAGAGCGUCACUCGCCGUCUGCGCCGCUCCAUGAAAUACGCCGACACCUACCACCUCGCAUUCAGUCUGUUCACCCCCGGCGCAUCCCCUUCCUCCUGGGACAUUCAAGCCGCCGUGCACGACUACAUCACCCCAGUCCUCGACGCCUUUUCCCCUAUCAGCAACUUCACCGUCGACACCCAAGUCCAACUCUACGCAACCUCCUCCCCAACCGCACCACCCCCGGAAUACGACGAAAUCCACUCCGCCUGGACCCUCAAAAAAGAUGACCUCAGCGCCUUCAUCAACGCCGCCGAAUGGCCCCUCAGUCCCAGCAUCGGCCCGGGCCCAACCAUCAACUUCAUCCUCUACAUCCCCUCCCCCUCACAAUCUCCCCUCGUCGUCAAGGACAGCCUCGCAACAAGCUGGAUCAUCCCCCAAUGGGGCGGCGUCUUCCUCCUCAACCCCCCUAACCACCCAACUCACCUCACCAAAGAAACCCUCGGCCCAGCCUUCAUGACCUUCUCCCACCAACUUCUCACCCUCCUCGGCGCCCCUUCCACCCCUCCGCCUCUUCCUCUCCGUCUUCAGACUCUCAUCCGCGUCCGCGCGGCCUCUCUCCUCCUCUCCGCUUCCUCAACCAUGGGCUCCCUCGCCCGUCUCACCGAAUCCCUCCCCCAGAUCCCUAUCCCCGCUACAGUGGCUACCUCUGUCUCUACUACGCUCUCUCAUCUUUCUUCCGCAUGCGACCAUUUCCGUCACGGCCAGUUCCAAGCCGCCCUGGCAAGUGCCCGUGUCGCGGAGGCCGAGGCCGAGCGCAGCUUCUUCGAGAAGAGUAUGGUCGGGCAGAUGUAUUUCCCCGAUGAGCAUAAGGUGGCGGUGUAUUUGCCGUUGCUGGGGCCCGUGGGGGUACCGCUUAUUGUGGGUCUACUGAAGGAGGUGAAGAAGGUAGCGAGUGCUUGGAAGGAGAGGAGGACGUGA